This is a messenger RNA of Letharia lupina, 1038 nucleotides long. RefSeq lists its product as uncharacterized. NCBI's taxonomy places the organism in Eukaryota, Fungi, Ascomycota, Lecanoromycetes, Lecanorales, Parmeliaceae. The coding region runs from base 1 to 1038 and encodes 345 amino acids. The transcript has a single exon. The record is from RefSeq and is a predicted model, not a curated record.
AUGGCCCCAUCAAGAAAGAAGAACGUCAGCAUGGAGCACCGCACUCGUUCGAGGAGCCCUAUGACCCGACCACAGCCGAUCCGCACUCGCGAGGAGCUAUCAUGUCGAGAAACACGUCGCUCAAGCUCGUUGAGCUUGUCUUCCCGUGAUCACAGAAUUCCUAUCGACUGUCCCUUCCCAGGCUGCAACGCGACAACAGUGCACCAGCACUAUGAUAACGUGCAGUUCUUCAAUCCUCACCCAGCUCCAGAGACUCGACAUCGUGGUUAUGCGAGCUCUCGGCGUGUUACAUCCUUGCAACCUAACGUCGUCAACGGAGUACCGGCAAUGCGAGGCCAAGAGACGUUCGGACCCGAGAUUUUGGACGAAGAAGAGGCAGCGCAGGAGCAGGAUGGGAAUUUACAAAGUUCUGUUGCGGGCGGUGAUGAGAAAGACGUCCAAGAGAAGCCAAUAGAACAGCGCACUUUGAUCACCACUCUCAAAGUAGCGGCUCCAGAAGUGAGGAAUAAUGCGCAGAGAUUAGUGGCUCUAGCAGAUCUUUCUAAGGAGCAACAAGCAGUUGGGGAAUUCGAUGGAGCGGCACUGGAGGAGUACACCGUGAUGGACGAGGGAAUCUCCGAUUUGAGUCCUGGUGAUCCAAUCACAAGUAGGCGCACGUUGGACUUUGUCGAAGAUUUGUUAACCCCUCUGCAGACGAUUCCCUUGGAGAUCGACUACGAGACUAUCGCAAAUGCGUGGGAUUCCAGAAGAGUGCAACAGCAGCCUGAAGAGUCACCAACAACGACCUCGCCAGGGUUGCAGGAUGUGUUCGACGAGUGGCUGGUCCCUAAGACACCAGAGCAAGCUUCCGAGACGCUACCGUGGGAUAUACAGAGCUUGGGUCAUUCCUUGAAUGACCUGAGUCGGGAAGAUGGGGACCGCGAACUGCCGUCAAAUAUGAUGCGUCCACCUCCGGACUCCUACAAGCGGCAGUUCCCAGCGACGAUUGAAGACGGAGAUGAUUUCGAGGCGAUCUUUGGACUCUCUGGGAAGGACUGA